Dentiscutata heterogama is the source of this 126-nucleotide messenger RNA. The record is from the annotation of a GenBank genome assembly. NCBI's taxonomy places the organism in Eukaryota, Fungi, Glomeromycota, Glomeromycetes, Diversisporales, Gigasporaceae.
UUGGGUCUUGCUUCGUUGGGUCUUGCUUCAUUGGGUCUUGCUUCAUUGGGUCUUGCUUCAUUAGGUCUUGCUUUGUUGAGUCUUGUUUUGUUGGGUCUUACUUCAUUGGUCUUACUUCGUUGGUAA